AUGCAGACCCUUCUCUCCUUCCACGGGUCAUCAAACGACUCAUGCAUCUACCACCUGCUACUGCGCUACCGGGACACAGAUACGGCGGAGCAAUGCCGUGAUCGCCGCCAUCGCAGAAUCCAGAUGAGGCGCUCCAGGUGGUGCUUUUGCGGCCAGCACUUUCACCCCCAGCUCAGUUCAUACCGGACUAAUUACAAUAUGACUACUCAUGAAAUGCCGCAACACAAUGAAAAGAAAGAUGACCAGCACCGGAAUCCAAUGCCUGAUUUCGGAAAGUUUUCGAUUAUAAGGAAGCGCUCGGAGAGCCUUAUUGACGAUGGCUUAUUUGUGAAGGAGGACUUCUGCCGGCUUGAACUUCUUGGUGGACAGCCUAUGCAUUUCUUUGCCGUCUUUGAUGCUCAUGGAGACCCUCAUGUGUCAACGCUGUGCAAACAAUUGGUGCACCAAUUCGUGGCGGAGGAGCUGCAGCGCGUGUGCAUCACUCCAGGACUUGGUGAGAACCUGAGCUUGGCUUUGGAAAUGGGGAGCGAGCAGCAGGACGGAGAGGAGACCAGGUGGCAUGGUCUGGUAGGAACAGCCCUAGAGAGGAGUUUUCAGAGAAUGAACCGUCUCUGGCAACACACUUGCACUUGUGGGAACAUUACUGAUGAUUGCAGGUGUGGAUUGAUGAUCCUCACACCGCCGGUGGUGUCUGUUGUGGCAAUCUUAACAGCCCGGAAUAUUGUCAUUGCCAACUCCGGUACCUCACGCGCUGUCCUUGGCCGUGCCGGUAGUUUGUUUCCUCUCUUCGAUGGUUCGAAGCCUAAAAGACUUGAUGCACUAGAUCAGAGGCUUCGUGCAGUAGGUGGUCGGGUUCUCCAUCACAACGGCAUCCGUGUAUAUGAAAUUCUUAACAUGUCUCAAUCCCCAGUGCGAAAUGGGGAUCACCAACUUGUGAAUAUUUCCAUCACAGAAAGAAAAGGAAAUGAAGAUGAGUGCUUGAUCUUAGCCAAUCAUGGUAUUUGGGAUGCUGUAUCAGAUGAAAUGGCUUGCAGAGUGGCUACAACAUCUCUUACAUUAGAUGUGGAGGGAACAGCGAGCGCUCCAGGCAACAAUGGUCGUCUUUAUGAUCCAAACACCAGCGACGGCGAGACAGACAUGUUUUUCUCUUCCAGAACCAACAGUGCAGCUGCAAUACUCUGCCGCCUCGCCGUGGGCCGUGGAAGUCGAAGUGACGUUAGUGCCAUAGUUGUCAAUCUAGCGGUUAGGUCCUAA
Argentina anserina (silverweed cinquefoil) is the source of this 1254-nucleotide messenger RNA. RefSeq names its product probable protein phosphatase 2C 75. Gene Ontology annotation, cellular component: nucleus. Lineage: Eukaryota; Viridiplantae; Streptophyta; Magnoliopsida; Rosales; Rosaceae. The coding region runs from base 1 to 1254 and encodes 417 amino acids. The transcript has 5 exons. Gene Ontology annotation, molecular function: protein serine/threonine phosphatase activity. Gene Ontology annotation, biological process: peptidyl-threonine dephosphorylation. The record is from RefSeq and is a predicted model, not a curated record.